GGUGGGGCCACCGUCGUCAGCCACCGCCUCUCGCCCAGUUGUGCACCGGUCGCCCGUCAUGAGGCUCCUCGGCCUGGCCCUGGUCGUCUGCGUCGUGGCUUUAGCCCACGCCGCACCCAAUAAGGGCGCCCACAGCACCAAGGCCGCUGCCACGGCCUCCCCCUGCAAGGUGGACGGUGACUGCAAGAAGACGGUGUGCGGCAAGACGCUGGCCGUCUCGUGCGACAAGCCGACCAAGAAGUGCGUGUGCAAGGCCAAGGCUCAGAAGACCAAGAAGCCAACGACAACGACCGUCACGACACCAGCCGCCGAGAGGGCAGAGGCCGAACCCAGCCCGGAGGACGCCGAGAACAAGGGGCCGGACGCAGCGCCACCUGCCGCCGAAGAGUUGGAGGCCUAGGGGUAAACGACUAAGCCUCUUUUAACCCAUGCCAAUCAUGUCAACACCCACCGGUAACAAACUAACGGUACCUCACUGAAGUCCAAAUUGUAAACUAAAAUUUGGUUCAAGUUUAUAAUGUGAUAAUGUUUUCACUUACUCUAAAAAGCAGGAGUCGUUUACCCCUCGUCCCCGUCUUGAAUAAUUAUUAAGGUUCUGGCACAAGGGACAUUUUAUUUUGAUUUGCCUCGGUGUACAGGUUUUUCAUGACAACAACAAUGGCUUUUUACUUUU
Molecule: messenger RNA, 673 nt
Organism: Thrips palmi
Lineage: Eukaryota; Metazoa; Arthropoda; Insecta; Thysanoptera; Thripidae
Exons: 2
Coding region: 59-400 (113 amino acids)
Source: RefSeq, a predicted model, not a curated record